ACAUCAUUAAGGAACAGUCGAAAGAGCUGCGCGGUACUCAACGACAGAUCACCAGGGACAGAGCUGCGCUGGAAAAGCAAGAGAAACAACUGGAGCUGGAGAUCAAAAAGAUGGCAAAAAGCGGCAACCGCGAGGCUUGCAAAAUCCUCGCCAAGCAGUUAGUUCAGCUGAGGAAACAGAAGAACCGGACAUACGCCGUCAGCUCCAAGGUGACCUCCAUGUCAACCCAGACAAAAGUUAUGAACUCUCAAAUGAAGAUGGCCGGUGCCAUGUCCACCACUGCCAAGACAAUGCAAGCUGUGAAUAAAAAGAUGGAUCCACAGAAGACGCUGAAGACCAUGCAGGACUUCCAGAAAGAGAACAUGAAAAUGGGAAUGACUGAGGACAUGAUCAACGACACCCUAGAUGAGAUUUUUGAUGAAUCUGGUGACGAAGAAGAAUCUCAGGACAUUGUCAGCCAGGUUUUGGAUGAGAUUGGAAUUGAGAUCUCAGGAAAGAUGGUCAGAGCUCCAGCUGCAGGGAAGUCCGUCCCAGGCGCGGCGUCCUCCUCCAAACAAGCCACCAUCUCUGACGAUGAGAUCGAGAGACAACUGCGAGCUCUGGGAGUGGACUAAUAUUCUGCCUCACGUUAGUGUGCACCCUACAAACCAGUGCAACAAUACUCCUCAUUGACAUAGACUCUGUCAGACACUGGUUUUCUCGUGGUUGGAGGGGGGGGGGUGAGGCUGCGGGUGUAAAUGCACGCUUAAACAGUGGAAAGCCCACAGUCAUACAUCCACACUCCUGUUCUCACAUUCAAACGCAGGUUGCCUUAAAGAUCUACAGGAUGACCCGUUAGUGUCAAAAUCAUAUUUAUUAUUACAUUAGAGGGACUUGAUGUUGUUCAAACAUAACAUACUUGACCUGGAGAACCACCGUCACAUGGAAUCGUCUUUAAUCUGUCUUUAUAAGGGCUACAGGUACAUGGGUGAUCUUGGAAUUGACUUUUCUUUUUUGUUAAUUGGGAUUUAAAAAUAAGCAAAAGGAACUUAAGAUGUUCUCUAUAGUUCCAUUUCUUUUUUUAGUUUUGGCAAUUUUCACUUUCUGCUUGCUAUAUUUAUUGAUAUUGGUUCCUGAUUUUUUUUUUUUUUUUUGGACAAAUCAAAGCAUUAUUUUGGGAGGAAAAACCUCUGUUUCAUCCAUUAGGCUAUAGUCUCCAUCAUGCAAUUGGUUUGCCCACCACUAAUAAGUUAAUUACCAUGCUUCUAAGCUUUUAAUGUAGGCAAGCGCAUCUGCUGGGAAUAGAAAUAUGCAUAAACACGUGUAACCUCACCAAAAAAUUCAUCUAUCAUCCCAGAGGGUUUUAAUGUACAGACUGGACAACAAGACCUAAACGCAGAUCAGGACUAAUGAAGGGCUGGCAGAGUUUAGAAUCAAUUUCUGAUGCUACUUAAUGAAAUGGGAUUUUUUCCCCCCAACAUGUAGGUUAAUGUUUAAUUUAAACACUGAUUGCAGGUUGGCACUGGUCCUGCAAUCCCUCUUUUUUUCAGCUGCUGUGCAGUUACUAUCAUAGGAUUUUUCAAGCUGCCUCACUCAGAAAACACACACACAGAGACUGCAGCAACAAAUGGAUUGAAGUGUAUGCUAUAAUUGCACUGUGAUUGAAACCUAAUUUCUCCAAAGCUUUUGCUGUUACAGAAGCUUCAGGUUUUCUGAAAACAAUGUUUGCAUCUCCUCAAUUUGAUGUUCUAGUGCAUCUCUCUGACCUUUUCUUAUUAUUUUAAUUACCUUUGCCAAUGAAAACACAAAAUGUCUCAUUCUUGCAUGUGUUUUAUCCCAUUAAAAAGCUCCAAAGUCACUAACUUUAGUUGAAAGAUUUUCCUCUACUUUGUACAAAUUGGUUGUAAUUGUGAUCAGAAUGUAGAUCUAAACAGAUUUCUGAAAUUUGAGUGCUGUUUCACUGAUGGGACAUUUUAUGUUUUAGUGUUUGCAAACUUGUUUCCUUCUCAGUUAUUGUAAAUUGACUGUAAAACAUUUGAGACUUUUAUAAUGAAUAAAAUUUCUUCAUCUACAAUUCUAAA
Molecule: messenger RNA, 2060 nt
Organism: Oryzias melastigma (Indian medaka)
Lineage: Eukaryota; Metazoa; Chordata; Actinopteri; Beloniformes; Adrianichthyidae
Gene: chmp2ba
Product: charged multivesicular body protein 2Ba
Biological process (GO): protein transport; late endosome to vacuole transport; endosome transport via multivesicular body sorting pathway
Cellular component (GO): multivesicular body; ESCRT III complex
Source: RefSeq, a predicted model, not a curated record